AUGAUGAUGAGUUCACUGCAGAAUUCCGAUUCGCGGCCGCCCUCAACAAAUUCCGCAUCCGCGCUACCCUCCUCAAAUGGCUUGGUCGGCGGUACUCGCAAACGUAAGGCUGCCAUUGGCUGCUCAGCUGAAGCCUAUUUCGAGGAAAUUUUCGAGCGGUACAUUCUCAACAAUUGGGAAAUCACUGAUGGUAGUGGUGGUGUCAAGACAGAAGGCGCUGCUGAGCAUAUCUGUGCGCUGCUUCUCUCGUUAGCUCGAAAAAUCCCUCAGUCAGCCGUUUUGAUGAAGGAGGGCAAAUGGAUGAGGAGUGAGCCUCUCGCCGAAGAUCUGUUCGGGAAAUCACUUGCAAUCAUUGGCCUGGGACGUACUGGUGUGGAAGUCGCGCGACGCAUGCAAGUCUUUGGAAUGCGAACAUUCGGCUACGAUCCGCAAUUUACACAGGAUGUUUGUCUCGCUUUUAAAAUUUCCCGAAGUUGCUUAAUUACUGGAGAUUUAAUUUGCGAAAUUUCUUAA
Gongylonema pulchrum is the source of this 513-nucleotide messenger RNA. Lineage: Eukaryota; Metazoa; Nematoda; Chromadorea; Rhabditida; Gongylonematidae. The record is from the annotation of a GenBank genome assembly.